Trypanosoma cruzi is the source of this 975-nucleotide messenger RNA. Its product is annotated as mucin-associated surface protein (MASP), putative. The coding region runs from base 1 to 975 and encodes 324 amino acids. The transcript has a single exon. Lineage: Eukaryota; Euglenozoa; Kinetoplastea; Trypanosomatida; Trypanosomatidae. The record is from RefSeq and is a predicted model, not a curated record.
AUGAUGAUGAUGUGCCGUCUGCUGUGCGCUCUGUUGGUGCUCACCCUGUGCUGCUGCCCGUCCGUGUGCGCGGCAGAGAAUGGUGUUAAAGAUGAAAAUGUUGAACAAGGCCCCAAUCCAACGAAGACUGAGCCAGACGGACCAGAUCAGGCGAGCGAUCCACGUGUUCCUGUAGGCCCAAGCGUACAACACAAUUUAUCCGAGGUGCGAGGUCCGGCCCAAUCGGUACAGCUAUCGGCAGCAGGUCAUGUGGCCGGUCUGUCACCGUCACCAGGCACUUCCGGUGAGGAGAAGGGUCGAGGAGCUGCCGGUGAUCCCGCUGGUUCUGCGAGUGGUAAUGGAGUGCGGUUGGGGUCAGCACAUAUUCAAAAACCCGUGCCAGGAGAAGCGGGCGCCGAAGCACCAGCACCAAAUGAACAAGACGAAGGAAGAGAAAAACCCACUUCUCUAGAAGAAUCUUUGCCAACAAAAGGAGUUGGAGCAGAAGUGGAGGAGGAAGAAGAUGAAGGAAUUGAUGAUGAAACAGAAGCAGAAAACACACGACAAGUACAAGAAAAAGGUCAAGGACAACAGCUCACGCAACCGCAACAUCAAAGUCUACAAAGUGGAAAUGCACAACAACAUGAAUUACAAGGCAAAGCACGACAACAAGAACAUAACCCUGCACAGGAACAGCAAAUAAAACAACAACAAGAGAAGCAAUUGCAACUCCUAACAAAAGACGGAGAUCAGGAAAGCAAUGCAGAACGACACGAACAACAACAACAACAACAACAACCGCAACAGCCAGAACACUCCUUAAACAAAGACGAGGAGUUCAGGAACAAACAAAACCUUACGGAUACAAAAGAAAACGCAACUAAACACAACGGUGACAGUGACAGCAGCACUGCAGUCUCCCACACCACCUCCCCUCUUUUGCUUCUUCUUCUUGUUGUUGCGUGUGCGGCUGCUGCUGCGGUGGUGGCCGCGUGA